AUGACUAGCUCCAUGAAUUACACAUACGAGAAAAGUGUGACACCAGUUGUCAUAGAUAGAACUAAUGAACAAUUCGAUGAACAACAAAUACAACAGCUUGAAAAUCAAAAACAAAAUUUUGAAGAAAAGCUAAACCAUGCUAGAAGUAAAGAAUCAAAACUAUGUGAGGACAAGGAAACAUAUAAAUAUGAAACAACAACACAUCUAAGUGAAUUACGUCGACUCAAUGAAGAACUCAUACAAAGAAAUUCUGAAAUCGAACGAGUCGAACAAGAACUUGAAAAUUUACGUGAUGAAAAAUUAAAAAUCGAAGACGAAUAUCGACAACAAGAGAAUGAAUAUGAUCAUUUAAAACAACAACUAGAUCGAAAUGAAGAUGAACUUGAACAACUUCAAACAAAAUUAUACGAAUUAACUGAAGAAAAAAUUCAUUUAGAAGAAGAAUCAAAAAAUUUAAAACAAAAAUGCCAAGAUAUGGAAAAGAAACAACAUAAACGUCUUCAACAGAUUCAACAGCUCGAAGAACAACAAGAAGAAUUGAAAAUGAGUUUAAAGGAAUCGACGAAAGAAAUUCGUCAAAUUGAAAAUAAAAUUAAACAAUUUCAACAAGAAAUGCGUCAAUUCGAACAAGAAUUAACUACAAUUGAACAACGACAUAUUGAACUUGAACAAAAAUUGAAUGCAAAUGAAUCGAUUCGUGAUCGUCUUGAAACUGAAAUUAGAAAAAUUGAAAAUAUGACUCGACGUCUUGAACAAUUAAUUGAUAUGAAAAGAAAUCGAAUGAAUGAAUAUAAUCAAUACAAACAACAGUUACAAGCUGAAGAGAAUCAAGCUCAAGCCGAAAUAGUUCAAGCAAAACAACAACUCAUUACGCUUGAAGAAAAAAUGAAAUUGUUACAAGAUGUUACCGAGCAAAGUCGAGUGGAAGUAAAUAGAUUGAGACAAGUAAUUGUACAAGAGGAAAGACAAAUGCAACAAUUAAAUCAGCAAAAGCAAAGUCUUGAGUACGUAAACCAAUAG
Messenger RNA from Rotaria sp. Silwood1, 1020 nucleotides. Lineage: Eukaryota; Metazoa; Rotifera; Eurotatoria; Philodinida; Philodinidae. The record is from the annotation of a GenBank genome assembly.